CGCAUCGAAAGGCAGUAAAAGGUAUGAGGUUGCGUCUCCCCGUUAGGUUAGGUAGCGGUCCUGUGCUAACUUCGUAGCUAACAAUGCCUGGGAAAUGUAAAUUCCAAGACUCCUGGCUGUCAAAAGGAAUUUACAAUGAAUGGCUGGUAAAGGACGCUCAGGACAUUCACUUUGCCCGAUGCAGGGCUUGUUGUAAAUCCAUCAAACUUCAGACCAUGGGCGAGGCUGCUCUCACCAGCCACGCAGGGGGAGCUGGCCACAAAGCAGCGGUGCGCAAGCUACUGGAAGGCAAUGUGAUGUUGAUAAAUGCUGCUGGUCAGACGAACGGCACAGUGAGUCAGACUGAGGACAGCAAGGAGCAAGUGGCCAUCUGCGUCCAGCGUGACUCCUCGGACAGAAUAUCAGGCAGCGACUGGACAGAUCAACAUCACAGCCCUACUACAAACUCCAGCUCCCACAAUGCAGAGCUACAAGAUGUGGCUUUUCCUGCUGCCUACUUCACAGCACCAGGUACCUCCAGGCUCACCAGCCAGCGUCUCCACCCGGCAGUGGGCGAGACGGAGGUAUCCGGCCACGGCUCGUCUCAGCAGGACUCCAUCGACCUGUCGAGACUGGAGUUCCAGCAGAGGACGGACGCUCUGGAGCAGCAGCAGCAGAUGAAGAUCCUGGAAUGGGAGAACAGGAUGAAGGUGCUGGCGUGGGAGCAGGAGCUGGUGAGGGAGAAGAGGAGAGCGGCGCGGCAGAAGGAGAAGGCCUUCAGGAUGAAGAAGGCCUACUACAAAGCCAAGUUAAGGAGGAUAUGCCAGGAUGUGCCGCCAUCUUCCUCCAGCAGCAGCGAUGAAGAGGAGAAAACACCUAACCCAACAGGAUAAACUGUUUUAUACUUGUAUUUUUACAAGUGGUUGUUUGAAUAUUGUAUUUUAUGUCUAUAUGCCAUGAUACUGUCACUAUUUUUAUACAUCGUUUUAUAUUGUAAUGCAAAGGAAAGGUAUUCUGUAAACUUACAUCAGCUGUCCUUGCACAGGAAGGAAAUCCACUUUUCCUUCUGCAUGAGGCGUCUUUGGUUCUUUCAAAGUAGAAAGCAAGACAAAUCACACUCAAGUAGAAGUAGUGCUACUUCAAAGCCACUGUGAGGAGAUCUUAGCCGGCUAUGAAACGGACUGAAAUGAAUAUUGAUGACUCUUUAUGAACUACAAGAGCAAAAGAGAUCAUCAGCACAAAGAUGGAGUAUUCCUAUAUUGAUGGUUUAAUGACUAUAACAGCUGCUGAAGUAAAGCAGGGCAAGAUUUAAGCAGAUAACAUUACUAAGAUCAGUAAGGAAAUAAGAGGUCUGGCUUUGUCCACAGGGGCGCCAACAUCAAAACAACACAAAAGUUCCUCACGGUAGCUUUAAAGGACUAGUUGGAGUACCUGAGUUUCAGACUUCUCCAAAAAAUACAAAAAACGCUCCUGGUGAGUAACAUUAUACAAUUUUAUCACAAGAACUGAUGUCCAAUUAAUCUGCAAUGUGAUGAUCAUCUUUCCUGUUUUAGUGUCUUCUCACAAAGACAUCCAAAACAAACUAAAGUAUUUGAGUAAAAUACUCGAUCUAAAACCAAUCCAGGUGGAAGAAGUGGCACUUAAUGACCUACAACACUGAAGUACUCAGAGAUGAUACAGAAUAAAUGCUAUGCUGUGUUAAACGGUUGAGAUGAUCCAGUUUUAUCUGUAAUUUUUGAAUGUGUGGCUUAAGUAUUGCAAAUGAUUUGAUGUCUAUUAAUGUUUGUUUUAAGUUUCUGUGAAGGUCAAAGCCUGUUCUAGGAUGACCUUUAUAUGAAAAUAUAAUCCCUGCACAUGUAGAAAAAUGGAUGAAUGGACAAUCUGUCAGAAUACUUUUACAAGCAAA
Messenger RNA from Labrus mixtus (cuckoo wrasse), 1885 nucleotides. RefSeq lists its product as uncharacterized. The transcript is spliced from 4 exons. The coding region runs from base 84 to 872 and encodes 262 amino acids. Lineage: Eukaryota; Metazoa; Chordata; Actinopteri; Labriformes; Labridae. The record is from RefSeq and is a predicted model, not a curated record.